AUGUCUCCCCAAACAAUCGUCCUCGGAGGAUCCGUUGUGGAUAAAUCUCUCAAGAAUCCCAACGAGUAUCGCGUCAGAGGCCUCGCUCGUGAUGUCUCCAGACCGGCUGCCCUGGCUCUCUUCGCGAAAGAAGUCGACUUUCUGGGAAAGGUCUUUGCUGGGGCAAAUAUCAUCUUCGCCCUGACGGACUUUUGGGCCUCAAGGAUUCCCACGCUGGAGAACUUUGUAUGGAACGCUGUUCCCGAUCCGAUGGAGCUGUCUCGGGGAAUACUGUACCGUGUACACCACUGGAAGAGCAAGGCAGAUGUGACGGAGUACAUCAAGACGCAGAAACCCGAGCUGUGGAAAAGACGACAACGAUUCUUUCCCAACUACUUCGAGAACUGUCUGACUGAUCCUAGGCGGUAUUUGCCCCGUCAGAUCUCUGGAACUCUUGUGCGAGCCGACACGAUUCUGCCAAACGUCGCCAAUGCCGACACUGACAAGCUCAUUUCGGGCUGCCACUUUGGGAUUCCGUUCGUAUACAUGAAAACAACCGCAGAACAGUUUCAGAGAGGGUUGGAGGCAGCUGGCCUGACACCCGAGAUCUCUUUGGACUUGACGGAACAGCUUUUGAUGUACGAGUAUUUUGGGAGUGUGUAUGCGAGCCAUGAGUCUGUUCAAGCCAGAGAGCCUUGGGACGAGUUUGUUCGGGAGCACAAGGACGAGCUCAUGGCCAGGAUUGAGUCGGGAGAUGGGAGUUCUCGGUGGUGA
Trichoderma citrinoviride is the source of this 753-nucleotide messenger RNA. RefSeq lists its product as hypothetical. The transcript is spliced from 7 exons. The record is from RefSeq and is a predicted model, not a curated record. Bases 1 to 753 code for a protein of 250 amino acids. NCBI's taxonomy places the organism in Eukaryota, Fungi, Ascomycota, Sordariomycetes, Hypocreales, Hypocreaceae.